This is a messenger RNA of Pipistrellus kuhlii (Kuhl's pipistrelle), 3742 nucleotides long. RefSeq names its product CCR4-NOT transcription complex subunit 9 (gene CNOT9). The record is from RefSeq and is a predicted model, not a curated record. Gene Ontology annotation, cellular component: CCR4-NOT core complex; CCR4-NOT complex; P-body. NCBI's taxonomy places the organism in Eukaryota, Metazoa, Chordata, Mammalia, Chiroptera, Vespertilionidae. Gene Ontology annotation, biological process: negative regulation of translation; mRNA catabolic process. The transcript is spliced from 8 exons. Bases 364 to 1263 code for a protein of 299 amino acids.
GGGCAUGCGCACUACUUGUCCUUCCAGGACUUUUUUCCCGCCCUUCACUGGCCUCCGGAGUGGGGUGGAAGCGCACGCCCCUCUCUCGGGGUACCUGCCAGGGGAUGCGGGGACCAUACGACGAGAUGCAGAUGUCCUGAAGGUCCUGAAUCCUAAGAGGCAAAGGACGUCGCUGAGAGCUAGGAGGCGGGAAUAAGUUGUCCGGCAGGGGUCAGGGGUGAAAGGUCAUAGGGCUGCGAAGGGGCGGGGCGAGCCCCCGACAGAUGGCGGCUGCGGUGGUUCAUCCUCUUUGGCGGCGUCGGCGCUGAAGGGACGUGGGUCGGGAGCGUCCGGCGGUGGGCGUCAGCGGCUGCCACUCCCAACAUGCACAGCCUGGCCACGGCUCCGCCUGUGCCUACUGCACUGGCUCAAGUGGAUAGAGAAAAAAUCUAUCAGUGGAUCAAUGAGCUGUCCAGUCCUGAGACCAGGGAAAAUGCUUUGCUGGAGCUAAGUAAGAAGCGAGAAUCUGUUCCUGACCUUGCACCCAUGCUGUGGCAUUCGUUUGGUACUAUUGCAGCACUUUUACAGGAAAUCGUAAAUAUUUAUCCAUCUAUCAACCCACCCACCUUAACAGCACACCAAUCUAACAGAGUUUGCAAUGCUCUGGCAUUACUGCAAUGUGUGGCAUCACACCCAGAAACCAGGUCAGCAUUUCUUGCAGCACACAUUCCACUUUUUUUGUACCCCUUUUUGCACACUGUCAGCAAAACACGUCCCUUCGAAUACCUCCGGCUAACCAGUCUGGGAGUUAUUGGAGCUCUGGUGAAAACGGACGAGCAGGAAGUGAUCAAUUUUUUAUUGACAACGGAAAUUAUCCCUUUGUGUUUGCGCAUUAUGGAAUCUGGAAGUGAACUUUCUAAAACAGUUGCCACAUUCAUCCUUCAGAAGAUCCUCUUAGAUGACACCGGUUUAGCUUAUAUAUGUCAGACAUAUGAGCGUUUCUCCCAUGUUGCCAUGAUCUUGGGUAAGAUGGUCCUGCAGUUAUCAAAAGAACCUUCUGCCCGUCUGCUGAAGCACGUAGUAAGAUGUUACCUUCGACUCUCAGAUAACCCCAGGGCACGUGAAGCACUCAGGCAGUGCCUCCCUGACCAGCUGAAGGACACAACCUUCGCCCAGGUGCUAAAAGAUGACACCACCACCAAGCGCUGGCUUGCACAGCUGGUGAAGAACCUGCAAGAAGGCCAGGUCACCGACCCCCGGGGUAUCCCCCUGCCCCCUCAGUAAUUCUCUCCUGUCCCCUCCCUCUGCUCCCACAAGUUGGGAAGGGAGAGGGAACCUUCGAAGAAAACAGCUCAGGUUUUAUUGCCUCAAUGCGGACUGCGCUGGAGAAAGAAGGCGAGGUACUCCAGCUGAGGUGUAUGAGCUGCCGUCUCAGGCUGUCUGGCAACAUGGGCUUCCUCUGCUACUCCCAGAAAAAUGGGCUCCUGACGGCAGCCUGCCACCACAGCCCCAGGAGAGAGUCAGCACCAGCAAAUGCUGUAUUUACAGCAUGCCCAAGACCUCCCCACCUCUCCCCAGCCGCUGGCAGGGAGAGGAGACAUGGUGAUAGCAGCGGCACUCUAGGCAUGGUGAGCGCCUGGGACCAAGCCAUGUGGUGUGUGUGUGUUUUUCAUUUUGCCUUUCUGGAAGACUCAAGAUGUGUCUCUUCAUUCUCUCUCUCUCAGUAUUUGUUUACUUUGGUAUCUGUUAGUUCCUUUAAAUCUCAGAGAGAGGGGUGUGUUUAGUGGACACAAGCUGUGAUAUUCAGCAAACUUUGUCAGUUGGCAGUGUUUACAAUCUGUUAGCUGCAUAAGCUCAAUAAAACAUUGGUCUGGGCAUAACAUCCCUUCCAGCAGGCCACUAGCUUCACGAACUGUUGGGAAGAAUGGAGGCAGGAGAAAGGGAUAAUGCCAACGGACAGCAGGAGCCCAACUACCUAUUUCCCUUCCCUUCCCAGUCUUCUCCCCUCAGUUCUGGAUGCCACCAGGACCUUACCCUCAUUUUUGGCUUCAGCUGCUAACUUUUCCAAAUCUCAUUUUCCUCCAGUUAAACUUAAAACAGAUGUCUUAAUUCAUCAGGCUGACCUGGAAAGAAGCAGUGGUUCUCACCUAUUCAAGUCCUUAAAGAUCUUUUCUGGAAGACUUUUUUAAAGGGAGGUGCCUGGAAUUAAGAUGAUAGGCUACUUGAUCCCGUUUGUUUUAGUGUGAAUUUCUGCAGCUCCAUCUGUCUUCGUGAUGGUACCUGAAGCAGUAUUAGCCAAAUUGAGUUCAUUUUUCUCAGUUGAUUCAGUCUUUUCUUUCUUUUUUACACAUUCCCUUUUGAUCUCUGGAAAUUCAGGGUUGCCACUAAAAUUUUUUUCACUAUUCAUAUUGUGUUAGAGCACCCCCUUCCUUCUCUGGAGCCUUAGGUGACUCCACUCACAAUCCAGUGUAAACUGCCUUGCUUUGUCCCAAUCCUUCCUUCUACCAACACCUGCUCGCUCUCUCUCUCUCAUCCGCAUCUCUAUUGAAAGAUGGGAUUGUUAAUCCAACUCUAGAGAGAGACCAAGUAUAUUCUGUUCACAUCUCACACAAUCGAAGGUGUGUGAACAAGCGCAGCCCAGAAAGGGCGAGCCCAGAGAAGGCUGCGGAGGCAGUUUGCCAACACAAGGGCUCUUUCAGGCUGCCUUUCACGAGGGAGCCAGCCUCGUUAGUCGGCUUCUGUCUCUUAGAGCCAAGAAAGUAGUAAUUAAUAAGCCUCGGUGUAGGAAGAGUAGGAAGAGCACUUAUUCCCCUGCCUUCCAAACUGAAGAGGAGGACCAAACUAGUUCAGUGAUCUCAGGCCUGAAGAGAAGAGGUCUGGGGGGAACAGAGAAGAAGAAUGGACUGGAUAAACAUCUUGACUCCCUUCAGCCCAUAGGUUGUAUCUGGAGAAUCCAGCUAGGGUAACCCUAAUUUUUGCCAACCAUCUUCCUGCUGAGCCAAAGUGUUCUUGUCCCCCUCCACUGGGAAACAGCUGAGGCUCAGGCCCUUGCUCCCUGAGAAAUUAUUUCUUCAUCUUUCGGUGCAUUGGCCCUAUUACUGUGCCAAUAGUGUCUUAAUUCUUGUUCCAUCUAUUCUCAGCUGUCCUCAGACCCCAUAUAGGAGUUGCAGGGGGAGUGGAAAUGGGUAUUAUUCCUUGUAGUUGAUUCUGAUGUGUGUAUAAAGAAGCCCCUCCCCUCAUUCUGUGUUUUUCAUCCCUUGCAUUUCUUCAACAGGAUUGAAAUAAAACAUGUUUCUGUUUUUAUAAAAAUAUUUUUUCUUUAAACUGGACAUUUUAUUUUGUCAGUAUAGAGAUAUCUAGGCACUUUAGAUAGAUGAUCCUUGUCACCCCUGCCUACCCUCUGUCUACUUUAACAAACAUUGACCUGCCAAGAAAGUAAUGAUAGUUCCUUUGUGGAUAAGUCAUUUGGGAGAGGCUAGCUGAUGUAUAAAAGCUGUUUGGGAGAGAGAUGUUGUGCCCUUUAUCUGAUAAAGUAUCUCUUUACUGGGACAGAACCUUAUUCCUGGCUGCAGUGGCCAGAACUUAAUACUGGUAUGGGAGAGACUUCUAUAAGUAAAGAGGUAACACUUGAAAGAUUUUAUCAUCAACUCUAAUACCAAUUUUCUUCUGGGAUUCAGGACUUAGAACUCAUCUCCAGAGUUGUUUCCAUGCCUGGUCAUGUCUCAGUGGGAAUAGAGAGCCUCAGUGCAGAACUGCACUGGAG